Nymphalis io (European peacock) is the source of this 5200-nucleotide messenger RNA. It is a transcript of the gene Clbn, whose product is annotated as ribosome quality control complex subunit NEMF homolog. The transcript is spliced from 18 exons. Bases 203 to 3259 code for a protein of 1018 amino acids. Gene Ontology annotation, cellular component: RQC complex. Lineage: Eukaryota; Metazoa; Arthropoda; Insecta; Lepidoptera; Nymphalidae. Gene Ontology annotation, molecular function: ribosomal large subunit binding; tRNA binding. Gene Ontology annotation, biological process: ribosome-associated ubiquitin-dependent protein catabolic process; rescue of stalled cytosolic ribosome. The record is from RefSeq and is a predicted model, not a curated record.
AUGUUAAAUGUUAAAACUCAUACGUCUUCCGAAAUUUGCCAAUCUCAAAGAAAAUACAAACUUGCUGCGGAAGACAAUUAAAAGUUCUAAAGUCUGCUAUUAUAAGCUGACGAAAGAACUUUGAAUUUUCCUAAAUAUUAGUAUUUAAUAGUUGUAAGUUACCAAAUUUAAAUUGUAGGUGUUAUAAACUUAUCCUAUCAAAAUGAAAACACGAUUUAAUACAUACGACAUCGUGUGCAUGGUGGCCGAAUUACAAAGGCUGAUCGGUAUGAGAGUAAAUCAAGUGUAUGAUAUAGACAACAAGACUUAUGUUAUUCGGCUGCAGAGAUCAGAAGAAAAGUCAGUCUUAUUAUUAGAGUCGGCCAACAGAUUUCAUACUACACAAUUUGAGUGGCCUAAGAAUGUAGCUCCAUCUGGAUUUACCAUGAAGCUCCGUAAACAUUUAAAGAACAAGCGCUUAGAAAAACUAACACAGCUGGGUAUAGAUAGAAUAGUUGAUCUACAGUUUGGUAGCGGUGAGGCAGCAUACCAUGUUAUACUGGAGCUGUAUGACCGAGGAAACAUUGUACUGACAGACUUUGAGUGGACAAUCUUAAAUGUUCUAAGGCCUCAUGUUGAGGGUGAUAAAGUGAGAUUUGCUGUUAAAGAAAAAUAUCCACUAGAUAGAGCAAAGACAAGCUAUGAAGCCCCAAAUGCCGAUGCUUUGAAAGAAAUACUUGGAAAGAGCAAACCUGGAGAUAACAUCAAAAAAAUUUUAAACCCAAAUCUUGAAUAUGGUGCAGCUGUAAUAGAUCACGUUUUACUGGAGAAUGGCUUGACGGGUACCAUGAAAUUGUCUCAGGACCCAACCAAAGGUUUCUAUAUGGAGCGAGAUUUGGAUAAGCUUGUAAAAGCACUGAAACAAGCCGAGAUGAUGAUUGAACAAGGCAAGAAUCAAAUUGCCAAGGGCUACAUCAUUCAGAAGAGAGAAGAGCGUCCGAAUCCAGAAGGAGGGGGUCCGAACUACCUACUCACUAACCAAGAGUUCCAUCCGAUGCUGUUCGCUCAGACUAUGACACAGCCACACACUGAAUACGAAACAUUUGACCGAGCUGUUGAUGAGUUUUAUUCAGCGCUGGAAGGGCAGAAGAUAGACCUUAAGACUGUUCACGUGGAACGAGAGGCGAUGAAGAAACUCCAGAACGUUCGCAAGGAUCACGACAAACGUAUAACCGAAUUGGAACGUCUCCAGUUAGAAGAUAGAAAAGCCGCGGAAAUGAUAUCCAGGAAUGAGCCCCUCGUUGAACAAGCGAGAUUGGCCAUCCAAACGGGUAUCGCUGCUCAGAUGUCCUGGGAUGAAAUAAAGCUUCUAGUUAAAACGGCGCAAAACAACAACGACCCAGUGGCCUCGUCCAUCAAGCAACUCAAGCUGAACACCAACCACAUAACCCUUCUGCUCAAGGAUCCCUAUGAUGACAGGAACAGUGAGGAUGAUGAUGAUAAUGAUGACGAUGAUGAAGGACGGCUUAAACCUAUGCUCGUCGAUAUUGACCUAUCUUUGACGGCAUAUGCUAAUGCUAGAAGGUAUUACGACCAAAAACGAACCGCCGCGAAGAAACAACAGAAGACGCUCGAAUCAGCGGAUAAAGCGCUUAAAAGCGCUGAAAGGAAAACGAAACAAACAUUGAAGGAAGCGCACACAAUCAGCAACAUCAGUAAAGCGAGGAAAACAUAUUGGUUUGAAAAGUUCUACUGGUUCAUCACGUCCGAUAAUUAUUUGGUGAUCGCGGGGCGCGACCAGCAGCAGAACGAGCUGCUGGUGAAGCGCUACAUGCGCGCGUCGGACGCGUACGUGCACGCCGACGUGGCGGGCGCCGCGUCCGUGCUCGUCAAGUGCCGCGGGGCGCCGCCCUCGCCCAAGGCGCUGUGCGAGGCGGGCCAGGCCGCCGCCGCCUACAGUGUGGCGUGGGAGGCGAAGGUGCUGACUCGCGCGUGGUGGGUGUUCGGACACCAAGUGUCCAAGUCCGCGCCGACGGGCGAGUACCUGACUACCGGUUCCUUCAUGAUCCGCGGCAAGAAGAACUACCUGCUACCCGAACAGUUGCAGUUUGGUUUCAGCUUCAUGUUUCGAUUGGAAGACAGUUGCAUAGAGCGUCAUAGAGACGAUAGGAAGUCGUUAGCUCCAGGCGAUUCCGCAUCUGACGUCAUUUCCGCGCAGGACACCGAGGAGGAACAAGAGAUCAUAGUGUCUGAUGAUGAUGAAACAUCAGAAAAAGACGAAUUAAAAAAAGAAUUAGAUACAAUAAAUGAAGAAGUAACGAACGUGACAAAUGAAAAACCUUCAAACAAAAACGAUGUAAAAGAAAAGACAAGUCCAGAAGCGUCUCCAGCGAAAGAUACCAGAAAUGACGAGCGGACUGUUCCAGAAGAUUCUGAGGAACAAGUUAACAGAGAAGAAGACGUAAAUGAUCAAGAGAGUGAUUCAGAUAGCGAGAGCUCGGAAGCUGGAGUCUUCGAUACUCACAUUAAGGUGGACCACGGCACUGGAGAAGUUUUCAUCGCGUCUAAAUCAAGGACAAUCUCUGAAGUCUCAGAUAAAAGCGACGAUUCGAAACUGCUAUCAUUCCCGUCACUACCAAAGAAGGGCGGGAAGAAAACGCAGAAGGAGCAAAGGCAGCAGGAAGUAAAGAAGGAAGAGAAACAAGGUCCCAAACGUGGACAGAAGGGCAAGUUAAAGAAGAUAAAGGAGAAAUACAGGAAUCAGGACGACGAAGAUCGAGCGAUUAUGAUGGAACUCUUGAAGCCGGAUAAAAGCGCGAAAGACUCUAAGAAAGUUCAGAAACAAAUUACGAAGGGUGGGAAGAGCAAGGCCGCAGCGAGGUUGCCGAAGAUCCCGCAACCCGUGCCGGUCUUGCUGGAGGCGGAAUCCGACGGAGAGGAACCAGAGCCCGAGCUGGAGCAGUCCGCCCCCGACGCGGACAUAGAGAUGUUGUGCCAGCUGUCCGGCUGUCCGUUGCCGGAAGACGAGUUGCUGUUCGCCGUGCCGGUCGUCGCGCCAUACUCCUCCUUGCAUAACUACAAGUAUAAAGUGAAACUGACGCCGGGUAGCAAUAAGCGCGGUAAAGCAGCUAAAACCGCUGUACAAGUUUUCCUCCGAGACAAGAACAGUUCGCCGCGCGAGCGAGACCUGCUGAAAGCGGUCAAAGAGGAGAACGUCGCGAGGAACUUCCCGGGGAAAGUUAAACUUUCGGCGCCACAGUUGCACAAACACAAAAAAUAGCAUUUAUAGAUAUGGCAACAAAAUUAAAAAAUAUAUAAAAAUUGUUUCUUUUAAUUUAAAAUUAGCGUUUUAAUUUUUUUUAUAUGCAUUGUAUUUUUUAUUCUUUUCUAUUUGCGUAGAUUUAAAAUAUAUUCCUGUUUGUUUUCAUUUUAUAUAAUAAAUCUUUUGUGUUACAGAUUCAUAAUGUAUUCGUUGAUGAUGAGUAUUGUUUUUUAAUUAUUUAAGUAAAAAGGCCUGUUGACUGUUACACUGUUUAUCUUUGCCUAGAUGAACGUAUUAAAAAAAAGUGAAUUGUUUUUGUAAUUAAAAUUGCAAUAAAACUUUGUAAUACAUGUUCGAUUGACUUUAGUGUUGUUUAUUGGGCUGUCAAUGAUCGCAAGUUCAAGCUCAGGCAAGCACCGAUAAAUUUUUCACUUACCACAAGACAGUUCACCAGCCACCUACUGCUAGGUGCAAGAGGCUAGACGGGCUUAUAAACUACCACAGGCAAUAGCUAUCCCCUUCGAAGUACAAAUGAGAGAAAUGAGAUAUAAACAUAAGCUAAUCGAUCUAUUCGCCCAUACAGUACAGUAACCGUAACCGUAACAGCCUGUUAAUGUCCCACUGCUGGGCUAAAGGCUUCUCCUCUGUUUGAGGAGAAGGUUUGGAACUUAUCCCACCACGCUGCUCCAAUGCGGGUUGGUGGAAUAGACAUGUGACAGAAUUUCAAUGAAAUUAGACACAUUCAGGUUUCCUCAUGAUGUUUUCCUUCACCGUAAAGCACGAGAUGAAUUAUAAUCACAAAUUAAUCACAUGAAAAUUCAGUGGUGCUUGCCCGGGUUUAAAUCCACGAUCAUCGGUUAAGAUUCACGUGUUCUUACCACUGGGCCAUCUCGGCUAUAUUACAGUACAGCACAGUGCUGGGGCAUAAAAUAAUACAUACAAAUCAUAUUAAACACGCAAAGUAUUUUUCAUUGCAAAGUAUUAUUGUUAGCAAUAAUUCUCAACAUGACGCGUUUCAAUUAAUUUGUUAUUUAUUUUCAUAACGAGACUUGUGAUAAACUAAACUACAUUUGUUUUUUCUUUUGACGGGCCGGUUGGUGUGGUUGGUAGAUACUUGCCUUUCACAUAUAUCUGCUUGUCCUGAGUCUGGGUGUAAUUAUCUAUAUAAGUAUGUAUUUACAAAAGAAAAGUAGAAUAUGUAGUAUAUCAGUUGUCUGGUUUCCAUAGUACAAGCUCUGCUCAGUUUGGGAUCAGAUGGCCGUGUGUGAAUAAUGUCCCAAGGUGUUAUUAUUAAUGCAAUAAUGAGCUACCAUUCAGAUAACCUAUAUCACCAAGAUAACAAAAUUAAUACUAUAAUUAUAUUUUGUAUGUAUAUGUACAUUAUAUAAACAAACGUAUAAAUUUACAUGGGCAAUGCACCUUUAUGACCAUUAACGAGUCAACAUCCCCGAUCCGCACCGAUCCGGUGUUGUUGCUCUUGUGACAUCGCAAAUGUCUUGACAAUUAUUGCUUAACUAAAUAUGUGUCCAUUAAUCAUUUGCCUUGUAUCUAUUUACUUAUUUAUUGCAAUAUAUUUAUGUAUGUCUUAAUCGGACAAAACGAUUAUUAUAUUUAUGUAUGUCUUAAUCGGACAAAACGAUUAUUUACACUCAAACACCUUAUGAAUAGCCGAGAUGGCCCAGUGGUAAGAACGCGUGAAUCUUAACCGAUGAUCGUGGGUUCAAGCCCGGGCAAGCACCACUGACUUUUCAUGUGCUUAAUUUGUAAUUAUAAUUCAUCUCGUGCUUUACGGUGAAGGAAAACAUCGUGAGGAAACCUGCAUGUGCCUAAUUUCAUUGAAAUUCUGCCACAUGUGUAUUCCACCAACCCGCACUGGAGCAGCGUGGUGGAAUAAGCUCCAAACCUUCUCCUCAAAAAAAAAAAAAAAGGGAGAGGAGGCCUUAGCCCAGCAGUGGGACA